Messenger RNA from Rosa chinensis, 1561 nucleotides. RefSeq names its product serine carboxypeptidase-like 50. Lineage: Eukaryota; Viridiplantae; Streptophyta; Magnoliopsida; Rosales; Rosaceae. The coding region runs from base 58 to 1392 and encodes 444 amino acids. The transcript has a single exon. Gene Ontology annotation, molecular function: serine-type carboxypeptidase activity. Gene Ontology annotation, biological process: proteolysis. The record is from RefSeq and is a predicted model, not a curated record.
AUCUUAUCAUCACACUCCAACAAAGACAAUUCAACAUUGUACACUCCAAAGUCUACAAUGGAGUCUACACCCCAAAACCUCCUGUGCUUCUUCUUCUUCUUCCUCCUCCACCGCACCACAGCCUCAUCACCGCCGCCUCUCUUCCCCAAACAAGCCCUCCCCACAAGGUCAGGCUACCUCCCAGUCAACCCCACGACAAACUCUGCCAUAUACUACACUUUCUAUGAAGCUCAAACCCCAAUCUCACCUCUCUCACAAACUCCACUCCUCAUUUGGCUCCAGGGUGGCCCCGGCUGCUCCUCCAUGAUCGGCAACUUCUUCGAGCUCGGUCCCUGGCGCGUCAACUUCCACAAGCACCCCUCCGAGCCCCUUGCCUUGGAGCCCAACUCUGGUUCUUGGAACCGCAUUUUCGGCUUGGUUUUUCUUGACAAUCCUAUAGGCACCGGAUUCAGCAUCGCUGCGAAGCCCGAAGAGAUACCAACUGAUCAGUUUGGAGUUGCAAAGCACUUGUUCGCUGCGAUCACCAAGUUUGUUGAGCUUGAUCCAGCUUUUAAGUCGAGGCGUAUUUACAUUACUGGGGAGAGCUAUGCAGGGAAGUAUGUUCCGGCUAUUGGUUACUACAUUUUGAAGAGGAAUGCCGAGUUAAGUGAGUCUAAGCGUGUGAAUUUGGGCGGUGUUGCUAUCGGAGAUGGGCUAACAGACCCGGUGAUUCAGGUGGCUACUCAUGCUGCGAAUACUUACUUCUCUGGUUUGAUCAAUGAGAGGCAGAAGAGUGAGCUGGAGGAGCUUCAAGUUGCGGCGGUGAGGUUGAUUAAGGCGAGGAAUUGGCGUGAGGCAACGAAUGGCCGAAACAGAGUUUUGAGGAGGUUGCAAAAUAUGACAGGGCUGGCUACUUUGUAUGACUACACAAAGAAUGCCGACUACGAAACCAGUUUGGUUGGGGAGUUGUUGAGCCAUAAGGAGGUGAAGAAGGCGUUGGGGGUGUCGAAUGUGUCCAUUGUUUUUGAGGAGUGUAGUGAUUUAGUGGGAGAUGUGUUGCACGCGGAUGUGAUGAAGAGUGUGAAAUACAUGGUGGAGUUUCUUGUGAAGAACAGCAAGGUGUUGCUGUAUCAAGGGCAGUAUGAUCUGCGAGACGGUGUGUUUUCCACCGAGGCUUGGGUGAAGACCAUGAAAUGGGAAGGGAUACAGAAGUUUCUGUCGGCAGAUCGGAAUGUGUGGAAGUUGGGUGGAGAAACUGCUGGUUAUGUUCAGAAAUGGGGGAGUUUGAGCCAAGUUGCGGUUUCAGGUGCUGGUCAUCUUUUGCCAACUGACCAGCCAUUGAGAGCUCAAGCAAUGAUUGAAGACUGGGUUUUGGAUAAAGGGUUGUUUGCCAAUGUUCAUGAGGCUAUAUAAUCUGUCAUCACUAUGUUCCUGAACAUAAGAGUUGUACCCUGUAAUGUUCAGUCAUUGUUUUAUCACUAUUAGAAUUUGGGGCAGUAUUCAGGUUAAGCUUACCUCAUAAUUAUUGAAUAAAUCAAUCAAGCCCUUUCUAUUUAUGAUGAUCAAUAACCUGUUACAUGAA